Molecule: messenger RNA, 873 nt
Organism: Penicillium brasilianum
Lineage: Eukaryota; Fungi; Ascomycota; Eurotiomycetes; Eurotiales; Aspergillaceae
Source: the annotation of a GenBank genome assembly
AUGGCAUCACUCCCUCGCCUCCCAGCUCCUCGACGGGCCCUCUCCACCAUCCAAUCCAUCCGCCCAAUGCGCCCCUUCCACACAGUCCACCACCGACCAUCGACAUCUCCAUCACUCACCAACCAACCCUUCAAGACCACACCACCACCACCACCACCAACAACAACCCCUUCAAUCCACAUUCGCGCCUACCACUCCCCCUUACACCCCCGCCUCCCACCCCACGAAUACACAAACAGCCAAACCGCCAUCCUGACCGCCUCCCUCCCACACAUCCCAACCCACGGCUUCACGACUGCGGCAUUAACCCGCGGUGCCCAGGACGCGGGUUUCCUGGAUGUCUCGGUGCAACUGCUCCCGAGGGGUGAAUUCGACCUUAUCCUGUUCUGGCUGGCGAGUCGGAGGGGUCUGCUGAGAGGCAGGGUUGAAGACGGUAGUAUCUUCGGGGCCGGAGAGGGUUUAAGCGUGGACGAGAAGGUCAAGCUCCUAGUUUUGGAAAGACUGAGGAUGAAUGGAGAAAUCAGGGAAGUUUGGCAGGAUGCCCUCGCCCAAAUGUCCCUGCUCGGAAAUAUCCCCCUCUCCCUCCUCGAGCUCCACGCCCUGUCGAACGAUAUCCUCACUUUGGCCGGUGACGCCGCCGUCGAUGCAACAUGGUAUGCGCGCCGUAUGGCGCUGGGAGCUAUCUAUGCCAGUGCCGAGGUCGUUAUGACGCGUGACCCGAGUCCGGAUCUGGUCGAGACGGAGGCGUUUGUGGAGAGGAGGUUUGCGGAUAAGGAGGUGUUGAGGGAGAAGGUCGAGGGGGUGAGUUCUUGGGUUGGGUUUUGGGGAAAUACGGCCGUUGGGGUUGGGAGGAGUUGGGGGUUGAAGAUUUGA